AUGUCACUACUUGAUAAAUUAGAUGCCUUGUAAAUUUCUAUUUUAAAGGAAGAGCUAGAAGAAGGCAGAUUACCUUCAAUUGAAUAGAGUUUAUUACAAGAUCCAGAUGAAUAAAAGUAUCCAGUAGCCACUGAUCAAAUAGUUGAGACGCAUAUUGUUAUUAAGCAGCGUAAAACUCAGCUUGGAUCAAAUGAUGAAACUUCGAAGGCUUCGAAAUAGAGAGAAAAUGGUAUACUUGAUUCUUCAUAAGAUAGAAGUCUGUAAGGACCGACUCUUUAGAGAAUUGACAAAGAUAAAUCAGUUCUUGUUAAGUUACCCUUAAAACAAUAAAAAAGAACUCAGAAGAUUAGGAAAGAUGAAAAGGAAGCUAACAAGACUCCUAAAAAUACAUUUUCUCAUUAUGAAUUCACUAAAAAUAAUCCAUAUUCUACCUAAAAUAAUAUAUCCGACAACUAAUCCCCUUAAAAAUUGCAAAGGGCUUAGUCUAAUGACUUUGGAAUUAAGAUAAAUCAUAACAAGAAAAGGAAGAAGGGCAAAGACAGAAAUAGAAUAUCAGGAGGGGGUGAAAAAAUUAAGAUAGACAAGUGCAAACUUAAAAGAGUGAAAUCAAAUUUUAAUGAGAGCAACGAUAAACUCUUAAACUUUGGAAUUGAAAGAAAUGGUUCCAGCUUCUCUUUAGAUAGCAAUAAUAGUGCUUUUAAAAAGAGCUGCUUGCCCAAUGAAUAGCGAAAAACUUUCCGCAGAAGUUCCUUAAGUGGAACUAAAGUAAGGUUUAACUAGGAAGUUGGGCCUUAUAAAGAGUAGGACGAAGAGGCUAAAAUUGAUGAAAAUAGACGAAAAUAUAAAAAGGGAUCAAACAAUGCUCAUAGUGAUAUUUUAAUUCAUCUUCAGGUGCAGCUUAGACCAAAGAAGAUGGCUUAUAUUAAGAAAACAGAUCCUGUGGGGUACAUGCCCUAUCAUCGCUUGUUUCUCUCAGAUAAAAAUCAAUAAAAAAUUUACCUUACGUCAAUACAUAACUGUCGCAGCAUAUAGUAGACACUUAAAGAAGGUUUAAAGGAGAGCAAAUUAAACAUUUUAAAAUAAAAAUUAACUAAAGUUGCUAAAACAACCUAGUACAAUCAGAAUAUGAACAUCUAGUAGCUUAAAAAUGAGAUUAAAUAACAGAGUAAAAAGACAAUAGUAUUCAAUUUAGAGUAAACAAUCCUAUAAGUAAUAUUAAGGGAUGUUGAAUUAUCUGGCUAUGAUGCCUCAGCCUACGUAAAUCUUUUUGGGAAAAAUUCAUUUAAGCUCUAUCUAAGUUAUAGACCUUACUUGAAAGAGAUGCUAGGUGAGUUAAAGGAUGAUUUUGAGCUGAUUCUUAUGGGAACAAAGGAUUAGCAAUACGUUGAAAAAAUUGCAGCAACUCUUUAGAAAGAUGAACAGUAUUUUGAUUUUCUGAUAAAUAAGGAAAUGCUGUAUACUCAUCCUGAUCUUGGACAUCACACCUUAGAUCUCAAUAUUCUACUAGGUUCGAGAGACUUGAAAGAUAUUAUAGUAGUUUCACAUAGCUGUGAGCGGCAUCUUUUCCAGUAUGGAAAUGGUGUACCCGUGAGAGACUAUUCUGGCUGUAAAAAAGAUCUUUCAUUUUUCGCCCUUACUAAAUAUCUCAAAUCGUUUAAGGACGUUAUUGAUGUCCGCACCAAAAUAGCUGAAGACUUUGGAUUAUGA
Messenger RNA from Stylonychia lemnae, 1707 nucleotides. NCBI's taxonomy places the organism in Eukaryota, Ciliophora, Spirotrichea, Sporadotrichida, Oxytrichidae. The record is from the annotation of a GenBank genome assembly.